Messenger RNA from Oryzias melastigma (Indian medaka), 2409 nucleotides. RefSeq names its product D-glutamate cyclase (gene dglucy). The transcript is spliced from 15 exons. Gene Ontology annotation, biological process: glutamate metabolic process. The record is from RefSeq and is a predicted model, not a curated record. Bases 94 to 1962 code for a protein of 622 amino acids. Gene Ontology annotation, molecular function: D-glutamate cyclase activity. Lineage: Eukaryota; Metazoa; Chordata; Actinopteri; Beloniformes; Adrianichthyidae.
UUUAAUUUUGAAGGUUGACCGGAAAUAAAUCUCGUGUGGUAAACAGAUCGCAACUGCUGCAAAACUCCUUCAAAAGGCGACCGAAGCUGCAGCAUGUUUUCUGCUGCGCGGGCCGCCCGCCGCUCUGCCGGAUGCUGCAGGAGCUUCUGGAAGUCUUCUGUUCGUGAAGGCUUCCAGCAGGCCAACCUGCUCAUCCUGCCCAGCCACCUGGCCAAUGACUUUGAGGACUUCUGCCGUAGAAACCCCGCCCCACUGCCACUUCUGUACCGCAGCAAACCAGGAGAGACUUCCUGUCCACCUCUGGCCGGCGGUGCUGAUGUCAGGACGGAUGUCUCUCAGUAUCGUGUGUAUGAGGAGGGUCGUCUGGUAAAAACCGUCUCCAGUCUGCAGAGUUACAGUCAGCACAGCUCUUCCCCGGGUCUGAUGUCAGAGAUGGUGAGCUUCUAUCUGGGCUGCAGCUUCGGCUUCGAAGGGAAACUGAAGGAAGCCGGCAUUCCUGUGAGGAAUGUGGAGCAAGGCAGGAACGUCAGCAUGUACAGGACUUCCAUUCGCUGCAUCCCUGCAGGAGCCUUCCACUGCCAUCUAGUGGUCACCAUGCGUCCAGUCCCAGCGGCUUUGCUGGACACAGUAGUGGGGGUCACUCACCUGAACCCACUCGCCCAUGGAGCUCCCGUGCACAUAGGAGACGCAGCUCUCUUAGGCAUUCAGGACCUGUCCAAACCAGACUAUGGGGAUCAGGUGGACCUGCAGCCCGGUGACGUUCCUGUGUUCUGGGCCUGCGGCGUCACUUCCAUUGAGGCGGUGCUGUGCAGCAAGCCGCCUUUGGCCUUCAGCCACUCCCCAGGCUGCAUGUUCCUGACUGACAUCCCAGACACUCCGGACUCCGUCAACACCCCUGAGCUGGUGCCCCUCUGCUUCCCCGUAUCCUACAAUCCUUUGCUGUACAGCCUGGCCUCAAAGGUGGCGGUGGAAAAAAUCCGUCAGCUAGAGAUGAUCAUUGGAGAAGAUCCAGGUCAGCGGGGCAUCCGAGCUUUGUUCGUCCAGGAUGAACUCCUGCGCUCCUGCCUCGCUCUGUCUCACUCCUCCUCUGUCGCCAUAACAACAGGAUUUCCCACACAUUACAUGCACAGCCCCCCUGAUGAGACAGACGGCCCUCCUGGAGCCAUCGCCAUAGCAACCAUGUUGCAGUCUCUGGGAAAAGACGUGACGCUGCUGACGGACAGGAGAGCUGUGGAGAUGACCGGUGCCAUGGUGGAUGACGCUGUGAAGACAGGCGUGCUGAAAGCUGCCAUCCCAGUGGUCACUUUUGAUGGCAGCGGCCCCAAGGCGGCGCAGGACUUCCUGUGUCCCCACGGCGACACCAGCAAACCCAGGUUUGACCACCUGGUGGCGAUAGAGCGCAGUGGACGAGCCGAGGAUGGAAACUAUUACAACAUGAGAGGAAUCAACAUCAAGCAUCUGGUGGAUCCCAUCGACGAUCUGUUCAUCGCUGCCAAGACGAUCUCAGGAGUCUCAACCACGGGAGUAGGGGAUGGGGGGAACGAGCUGGGGAUGGGCAAAGUGAAGCAGAAGGUGAAGAGCCUGAUGCCCAUGGGAGACCUGGUGGCCUGCGACGUUCCUGCUGAUUUUGCCAUCACUGCAGGUGUUUCAAACUGGGGAGGUUACGCUGUGGCCUGCGGGCUGUACCUGCUGCACACCUGUCCGUCUCACCGCCGCUACCUGAGGAAAGGUCUGGGACAGGAAGCUGCAGCCACCAGUGAGCAGCUGCAGGACUGGAGCUCCUGCCUUCCAUCUGUGGAGAAGGAGGAGACCUUCCUGUCCACUUUGGUGCGUUUGGGAAUACGGAGUGGAAAAACUGGGAACCUGGGCAUGGAGGUGGACGGCCUGACCUUUCACCCCAUUCACUCCAGUCUCAUCAGGAGGCUGCUGGAGGCCACGCUGCCCCCCGCCCAGAUGAGUUGAGCUCAGGCUCAGGCGUUUAAAGGGUAACCAAACCCUAAAUCAACUCUUUUAACCUGUUGACCUCUUUAAACUGGGCCUUAAAAGUGUUGUCUGUUGGUCAAAUUGUUGAUACAUUUAAAUAAAAUGGUUUAAUCCUUGAAAAUAUAGUCAAAAACCAUCUAUAUGAUGCCCCUACAGGUUGAAUAGAGGUAUUGCAGCGGUGGGCGGAGUCAGUCUCCAACUUCCCUGUUUGGUUACCCUUUAAACGUUGCAGGAGGUUAUGCAAUGUUGCUCUUGUUGCCUUUUAGCUUGGUGCUUUUGUUUUCUCAUGGAAGCAGCUGUUUUCCUUACUAAUGAAAACACCUGAGAAGAACCCAUUUUAUAUUUAAACCUGUAUGUUGAACACGUGUGAUUGUUUCCGCAUUUUCGGACUGAAAUCUGUAAUAAAUCAUUCCCUCUCUGUGAAGA